Messenger RNA from Triticum urartu, 7023 nucleotides. Lineage: Eukaryota; Viridiplantae; Streptophyta; Magnoliopsida; Poales; Poaceae. The record is from RefSeq and is a predicted model, not a curated record.
UCUUGCAGCGACGCCCCUGCUUGCUCUUUUCGUUUCCCUCCCUUUCUGUCCCUUGCUCACCUCUCUCUCUCCCCCGCACCGCACAGAUCCGGGGUGGAGAGGAGGGGACUGGGACCCUAGGAGGAAGCGACGCUCCGUACUUCUCACCAAAGGUCUCUGCACGAGCACCGACGCGGGGGGACGCGCAUCGCGAGGUCGUACAUGGCCGAUCUGCUCUGGCUCCACCAGUGAAGGUGGAUUGUCGGAUGCAUCCAGCUCCGUAGGACGGCAGGAGACUGCAGAGCUUGCAGGAUUGGGUCUGGUUUGGCUCGGAGGUGUAAGAAACAGAUGAACACUAAGUUUUUGAGGAAAAAAUAGCUAGCAUGGACGAGGGCAAGUUUCAGGCAUCUCAGAUGAAUUCACCCAUUGAGCUGGGGACAAACAAUGAAGCUGGUCCGGCUGAAGGUACUGGCUUCAGUAGAAAAGAAGACAAAAUACCUAAGAGGAAAAAGCACAGGCCCAAGGUAGUCAAAGAGAAAAAAAUAACCAAAAUACAGAAGUAUACAACUGCAAAGCCUGCCAAGGAGAAGGAGACUCGCUCAACUGGCAAGAGGAAAUAUGUCCGCAAAAAGGGACUAAACGCAACAACGAACCAACCUCCAGCAGAAGAUUCUGAUAUGCAGAACAGAGCUGAAAAAAUAAAAGCAAGGAGAAGCUUGAAGUUCAAUGAGGAUGAUCGGCGAAAAAAUGCUGAUCUAGCAUCACAAGCCCAGGUUACUGAAGCGUCUUUCAAUCCAGAGGAUCCUCGGUCAUCAAUAUAUGCAGCUAAAAGAACUCAUGCGCGGGUGGCAUGUCAUUGGGGGGGCACCAGCAGCUCAAUAAAUGCCAACCCCAAAGCUUUUACAAGAGAAGCUGUGACAAUGGACGGAUUUUCUGUGCAGGGCGAUGGUUCGAGCUUUGCUACCAAUCAGAACAACCAUAAUGAAGCUUCUUUUGGUCUUCAUAAUUCUUACGAUUUUCCCCAUAUUCCUGCACCAGUAGGUAAUCAGAGAGAGCAUAGUGCUGUCAAUGGCCCUAUGGUUUCUUUAGACACAAGCUUUGUGCACUCAAAUAGUUCAAGGACAAUCCAUAAUGACCCCCAUUCCAGCAGUUCUCGAGGAUCUUAUCUUACUGAAACUUGCCAACAGAUGAGACCAGAGUCUCAAAAGAAUCAGCAGUUUGGAGCUGUGGGCGAGUUUUCUUCCUCGUCAGCGCAUCUUCCCAGUAAGUGGAAUACAAAUGAAGUUUCAGCAACAAACUCUGGAGCUUUUACCUUGGCUGAUGUCCAGAGGUCGUUGGCCCUUGAUAAAUCACGAUGUCACCAACGAAUGAUUAGCUCUGGGAUCUCUGAACUCAUCAGGGUCCAACAACAUAACCAACCUACCCUGUCCCUGUGUGACACCAGUGACACAGUUUUUGUUGCUUCGCCUGACAAACAGUCCAGAUACAUAAAUUCUCUUGGAGGAAACAAUGUACUACCAAAUACGUAAUAUCCAGACGAUGGGAAGCCAUCAACUUCAGACUUUGGAAGUCGAACCUACUCUGCAUUACUCCAUUGACGAAGAUUGUAGUAUUGCUUUACCUGGCAAACAGCCAAGAUACUCGACUGCAGAGCACACACAAUUGCCCAGUGGUACUGAGAAUCCAUUUAUAGAAAAUUAUAUCCCCAGUGGUGGUAUUCAUCAACUCCAGUACUUCGAAAAACGCAUGGUUAACGGGCCAGAAUCAGUUCCAGAAACACAUGGCGCGUCUGCUUAUGAUGAUGCUGUGAACAACUACUGCAUUGCUAUUCAUGGCGAGCAGAUCACACACACAGGAAUUGAAGCUGUUGGGAAACCAGUAAGUAAAUCAACAAGAGCUAAACGCCGUUUGCUAGAUGCUUCUGGAGAAAACAAAGAAGCAAACCCUACCAAAAAGCCAAAGAGCGGCCGUCCAAGAAAGGAAGAAAGCAAUGGGAAGCCAAAAGGCAGAGGCACAAGGAAAGAAACUGUUCGUCCUGCAAAACGUUUAUCGUCAAAAGGCAAAUGCACCGACAAUGAGCCUAUUUCUUGUGGCUCUGAACUUUCUGCAGGAACUACUACUAAGGCGGCAACGUCGGAGUCUAAAAGAAGUAUGGAGAGACCAAGCAUUUUGGAGAUCUCUGACCGUGAUAAUUAUAGAAGCAUCGGUUCCGAGCAUAUUGAUGGAGCCAUUACUGAACUUAUAGCACUAUCAGCUGAUCCUUUAGACGCCGAAAUUGAAAUUUUCAACCUUUUAUACAUUAGCAAAUCAGAUAAAGUUAUGGCAGCUGCUUGUAAUAAAGGCACAUCUGAUGCGCUCGUACCAUUUCAGAGAAAUGGAAAUAAAAAACGUUCUCGACCCAGGGUGGACAUCGAUCCAGUAACCUCUUUGAUGUGGAACUUACUAAUUGCACCAAAUAUGAGUGAUGAUGCUGGAGGCAUGGACAAGGAUAAAGAGAAGUUGCUUGAUGAGGAAAGAAGAGUGUUCCGGGGGAGAAUCGAUGCAUUUAUUGCUCGCAUGCACCUAGUUCAGGGGGAUAGACGAUUCUCUCCUUGGAAAGGAUCAGUUGUUGACUCGGUUGUGGGUGUAUAUCUUACUCAGAAUGUUGCCGACCAUCUUUCUAGUUCUGCUUUCAUGGCGGUUGCUGCGAAAUUUCCAGUCAAACCAGAAGGCCCGGAGGGAUCUACAGCAGAGAUGUCUCUCCAGCGCCUGAUCCUGAUCUGGUUGUUCUCAUCGGAUCUACAAAAAAAAAUGUCUGCUGCAUCGGGUUUUGUUGCUGUCCCUCGCUGUCCGGUGAUCUUUGAUGGUACUAACUACACCGAGUUCACUGGCUUCAUGCGCAUUCACAUGCGUGGCAUUCGUCUUUGGGGUGUUCUUUCUGGCGAGGUCUGCUGUCCGCCACGUCCAGUUCCUCCGGUGGCCCCUACUCCGCCAACUCCAUCGGUUCUUCCUACGGAUGCUAAUCAGGCCGCCAAGGAUGCGGCUAAGGUUGCUGAUGAGGCUGCUGAUCGUGCUUAUGAUGAGAGGGUUUUGGCUUAUGAGGAGGCUCUUCAGUUGUAUCAUGGUGCUCUGUCUGCUUACACCCAGUGGCUUGAUGAUGAUGCUCGUGCUGCAGCUGUUCUCACUGCUAGUGUUCUGCCUCAGUUUGCUUCUGAAUUUCUGGGUCUUUCUACUGUCUUUGAGAUGUGGAUCCGUCUUCGUGAGCGCUAUCAGCCCUCUGGUGAUGCCCUAUACCUCUCUGUGAUCCGUCAGGAGCAUGCUCUUCAGCAGGGUGACUCUACUGUUGAUGACUUCUAUGCACAGAGUUCUGCUAUCUGGCGUCAGCUUGAUUCUCUCCGUAGUGCUGGGUGUCGUACCUGCCCCUGUUGCCAGGCUGUCCAGGCCAAUUUGGAGUUUCAUCGCGUCUAUGAGUUCUUGUCUCGGCUCCGUAAGGAGUUUGAGCCCCGGCGUGCUCAGUUGUUUGCUCGUGGCCGUAUUUCUCUCAUGGAGGCGCUUUCUGAGAUUCGUGUAGAGGAGACUCGCUUACGUGGUGCUGGUUUGCUGGAGGUUCCCUCUGUGCUUGCUACUCGUGCUCCAUCGACCACUUCUCGCUCUAGUGCUCCGCCGCUCUUGCCCACUCCUUCUGGAGGCUCAGGUCGCCCCCGUCCACACUGCGCCUAUUGCAACAAUGAUGGUCAUCUUGAGUCUCAGUGCUACACGAAGAAGAAACACCUGCGCAAGGCUCAAUCAUCAUCUUCAGGGACUUCGUCGUCUACCUCGACAGCUUCAGCCAUUGCUUUGACUGAGCAGGAUAUUCUGAGACUUAAGCGUCUGCUCGCGGCUUCAGGUUCUUCCUCGACGGGUACUGCCGGUUCUGUGACUGAUGCUUCCCGCACUGAGCAAUCACCCUCUACACAGUCAGCCACCAUCCUCCCCGGUCUCCUCGCCUCGCAUGUCGCCGGAUUCUCCACCUUCAUCUCCGGUGACUUCCUCUCCCAGUUUGUCACCGGAUUCUACACCUUCAUCUCCGGUGCUAUCAGCAUUGCACGCGAUCCUGUGAAGCAUGAGCUCACCAAGCAUAUUGGUGUUGAUGCUUUCUAUGUGCGCGCUGCUGUGCAGGAUCAGUCUCAUAUGCCUCCUGGACAGAAUGAUAGCUGUUCUGGACUAUUUGGUGAUUCUUUCAAGCUGAAAGGGAAGUUCUCUGUUGAAGAGAUACUUAAUACCGAGUUUCAUGAAGGAAGUAACAGUAACGAAUUGAUUGGAAGUUUUUCUGGAGAUGGAUUCAACUUUGCAGCAGGAGAAUGUUCUGUUCCAUAUAGGGAGUCCCUAAUUGACCUCCAUGAAAAUAGGCAAUCAAAAUUUGUUGUCCCAGAAAGUGGCAUUGCAAGCGUGAUAGAAGCUGAAGUACCAAUGGAGGAUGCUAUUUCUUCACAAAAUUCUUCUGUUUCUUCUCAACAUUCGCCAGAUUACCCUUUUCACAGAACUGAUCCAAUGGGGUUCAGUUUGUUGCCAUACUUCCCAGAAAAGGACCACAUGGUGAUAAAUUUACCCAAUAGGAUGACAAGUUCAACUGGACAUGCAGAGCAUCCACCAAUGCAAGAUUUCCAGAACAUGCAUAAUGAUAUGGUCGGAUCAUCAGAAUAUGGAGUUAAUCUUCUUCCAGUCCCAGGUGUGAAUAAAGAUGUGUUGUUUGAUCUAAACAGAACUUAUCAGGCUUACGCCUCCUAUCUCCAGAAUGGCCAUGUGGAUUCGACGAGUGUUCCUUUUGUCAGCCAUCUGGACAAUUCAUUCUGCACAGGCCUUGAUAGCAUGUUUCAUCCAAAUAUUACACAACCUGAGGAUAGUUUUUAUCAGUUACCAUCUGCUUCUAGCAUGUCCAACAGAAAUAAAACCAGAGAGGCUGAUUGUUCAAGCAAUGUUCUAUAUUGUAUGGACGAGUCACUAGUCCAGCAGAAGUCCCAUUUUCCUACCGAGCCUUCGCAAAAUGAGAAUUUUUCACCAAUAAUGAAACAAAACUUUCAGCCAUUAAUUAGUUCAGUGGAUGAGUCACUUUCUAAAGAACAGUUAUUUUGUGAAUACAAAUUUUCAAGCAAGGACAUUGAAGUUCCAUUUGCGCAACAGCAAGAGUGUUCAAAUUCGCAAGAGGUAUACAGAACAAGGGCAAAGCAAAUGGACGGUCAGUCAGGAUGCAGCCAACCCCAACUGGAAAACAUUAUCAGACUUCAGGCAGAAACAUGUGAAAAUUAUUGUUCUUCAAACUUGUGUGAAAACCUGAAUGCUCAUUCACAGGUCUCACAGGGAGUUGCAGAUCCCAUAAGGAAAUCAAAAGUUAGUCAAAAAGGUUCAUCGGAAGUUCCUACAGAUGAAUCAAAAGGAAAGACGGUGUGUGGGCCUACAGAGAAAACUUAUGAUUGGGAAAAAAUACGAAAAGAAUUGUUCGCCAAUAAUGGAGAUAAACCAAGAAGUCCUAAUGCAAAAGAUUCGGUUGAUUGGGAAGCAGUACGGCAAGCAGAUGUGAAAGCCAUAUCUGAAACCAUUAGAGAGCGAGGACUGAACAAUAUGCUAGCAGGCCGAAUAAAAGAAUUUCUAAAUCGAUUGGUGAGAGACCAUGGAAGCAUUGAUCUUGAAUGGCUGAGAGAUCUCGAACCAGAAACAGCAAAGGAGUUCCUUCUAAGCAUUAGAGGGCUUGGACUCAAAAGUACUGAGUGUGUUCGCCUUUUGACACUAGGUCAUGUAGCUUUUCCGGUGGACACAAAUGUUGCUCGGAUAUGUGUCAGGCUUGGCUGGGUGCCUCUUCAACCUCUGCCUGACUCUCUUCAACUGCACCUAUUGAAACUUUAUCCCGUGCUGGACCACAUACAGAAAUAUCUUUGGCCUCGACUAUGCAAGCUUGAUCAGUUUACUUUGUACGAGCUUCACUACCAAAUGAUAACUUUUGGAAAGAUUUUCUGUACCAAAAGUAAGCCUAACUGCAAUGCAUGCCCCAUGAGAGCUGAGUGUAAGCACUUCGCUAGUGCAUUUGCAAGUGCAAGGCUUUUGCUUACUGGUCCUGAGGAGAAGAGUUCGGUUGCAUCAGAAAAUUUAAAGGUCGCAGAGAUGUGCCACCAAACAUACAUAGACCCGAGACCAGAGGGUCAUUUUGAGUGGAAUGCAAACCAUCACGGCCAUGUUGCUUCUGGUAAUCAUCAGCCAAUUGUGGAGGAACCAUCAAGCCCCGAUCCUGAACCAGAAAUUGCAGCACAAGAAGCUUCAGUACAGGAUCUUUUCACUGACGACCCUGAUGAAAUUCCUACCAUCAAUCUUAACAUGGAGGAGUUUAAACAAAACUUGAGGAGUUAUAUGCAAGCAAAUAACAUUGAUACUGAAGACACUGACAUGUCAAAGGCCUUGGUCGCUAUAAGUCCCGAAGCUGCAUCUAUUCCAACUCGCAAGCUCAAGAACGUCAGUCGCCUGAGGAGUGUACACAAAGUGUAUGAAUUUUUCCUUGAUAUUAAACUAAUUAGAAUAUCUCAGAGUUCCUUUGUAAUAUCUGCAUCACUCAGGAUGGAGAACACACACAUCUAUCUAUGUAUAAUUUCAUUUGUUUGCAGCUUAUUCUAUGAACUGCCGGAUUGGCACCCUAUUCUGAAAGGAUUCGACAAAAGAGAGCCAGACGAUCACUGUCGAUAUCAUCUUUAUGUUUGGACCCGAGGUGAAACAGCACAAUCAGCUGAUGCACCAAAGACAUUCUGUAACUUCGACGAAACCAGUAAACUAUGUGGAAGUUCAACAUGCUUUAGCGGCAACAGUGCACGGGAAAUUCAGGCUCAGAAAAUACCAUGCCGGACAGCAAUGAGAGGAAGCUUUCCGCUUAAUGGGACAUAUUUUCAAGUUAAUGAGUUGUUUGCUGACCAUCAGUCAAGCACAAAUCCAAUUGAUGUACCGGGAGCAUGGAUACGGGGCCUCCGAAGACGAAUGGUUUACUUUGGAACGUCAGUUCCGACAAUAUUUAGAGCAAACCUGCUUCCAUUUGCUAGAUGUGGCUAG